This is a messenger RNA of Closterium sp. NIES-65, 381 nucleotides long. The record is from the annotation of a GenBank genome assembly. Lineage: Eukaryota; Viridiplantae; Streptophyta; Zygnematophyceae; Desmidiales; Closteriaceae.
AUGCUGUGCGAUGCUGUGCUGUGCGAUGCUGUGCUGUGUGAUGCUGUGCUGUGCGAUGCUGUGCUGUGCGAUGCUGUGCUGUGUGAUGCUGUGCUGUGCGAUGCUGUGCUGUGCGAUGCUGUGCUGUGCGAUGCUGUGCUGUGUGAUGCUGUGCUGUGUGAUGCUGUGCUGUGUGAUGCUGUGCUGUGUGAUGCUGUGCUGUGUGAUGCUGUGCUGUGUGAUGCUGUGCUGUGUGAUGCUAUGCUGUGCUGUGCGAUGCUGUGCUGUGUGAUGCUGUGCUGUGCUGUGCGAUGCUGUGCUGUGCGAUGCUGUGCUGUGCGAUGCUGUGCUGUGCGAUGCUGUGCUGUGCGAUGCUGUGCUGUGCGAUGCUGUGCUGUGUGA